This is a messenger RNA of Octodon degus (degu), 1144 nucleotides long. It is a transcript of the gene CUNH2orf80, whose product is annotated as chromosome unknown C2orf80 homolog. Bases 204 to 779 code for a protein of 191 amino acids. The transcript has 10 exons. Lineage: Eukaryota; Metazoa; Chordata; Mammalia; Rodentia; Octodontidae. The record is from RefSeq and is a predicted model, not a curated record.
UUCCUAGCAACCAGGAAAAGUCAUCUGUUCGCCUGAUCUCUGCAAGCGCCGGCCCCAGCCGCACUGAUGCUCAAGCACCUGCAGAAGCAGAAAGAACGAAAGCCCUGCAGCUGACUUCAAAACAAAGUGAGUUCACUUCCUAUCACGGAAUUGAGGUGCAGUGUGAACUACAGAUAGCUGCUCAGCUGGAUAAACCUCUAACCAUGGAAAGAAGGCUUGUAAAGAAGGAAAUGAAAAAGCUGCUGGGAGAUUAUAUUGGCAUCAGACUUCGGGAAAAUGAAUUUGACCCUAAAGGAAAAAGGCAACUCACCUUUCUGGAUGAUAUGGCACACUAUGACCUGGCCAUCAGCAUGGCCCUGCGGUGGCUGGAUCACUCAGAUUUAACUUGGCUGGAGUGGGAGGACAUGAAAUUGCCACUUCACAGCAGACCUGUAUAUCCAAACUAUAAAGAACGGGAAGCAAUGAUUUUAUCAUCUUAUGCUGGAAUCUUAAUGAACAGUAUCCCAAUUGAAGAAGUCUUUCAAAUUUAUGGGGCCCAUUCUGCCAAUUCUGGUACUACAAAGGUUCCUCGCGCUCUGCUGCCCCAGCUCUCCAUGCACCCUUUGGCCAUGUUAACCGCGUCCAAAGCAGUAGAAUAUGCCCGCAAGCAGAGUGUCACGCUAAGAAAGGGAACAACUCAUAAAAAAGCCAGGAGCAGUUCUACAAAGGAAGCAAAUGCCACAGAAUGGAAAUCAUCAAAAAGAUUUUCGUACACACUGCUGAAGAACAAAGUCACUUAAAAACUUGGACUUGUACCAUGGAACCUGGUAACACAACCUCUGGCAACACACAAAAACCAUCAUCUUCUAGCUACAGCUUUUGCCAGCACAUUUUUCUUUACAGUUGGCUUUUGAUGCAAAUGGCAUUAAAUGCAAUUUUUAAUGUUGUUUUCUUCUACUAGGUGUAUUUGCAGAGUAUGUUUUGGUAAAAGAAAAAAGUGUAUCUUUUGUUACUUCAUGGUGACCAGAAGACUGAUAGAAAAUUCAGAGAGUCUAUAACAUUUCUAUGCCAGAACAGGCAACUGGCUUUGCAGUAGAUUCUACAAGUGGGGAGCAUUCAGUAUUCCAUAGUGGGGGAGUAGGGGACACUUUUGCCAAAUUGUAAU